AACGCGUUUAAAAUUGAUCCUGCUGGAGGUGAUCCAGUUAAGUGCUAAAUAACAAUUCCCGCCGCACGCUAUCUAUUCGUGACAUGAGCCGAGAAAGGGACUAACGCUGGCCGAAAUGAGAGCCUUAUAAAAGCCAUGCUCACUGCGUUCAGUUCAGUUCAACGUGAUUCCGUUCAAGGCAAAGUAUGCUUGCUUCUCUAAAAAAUUAGCACGCUAAACUGCUUGAAAAACUCGUUUACGAUAAGUAUCAAAGUUCAAAACGAACGAAAAGCGUACGAUAGCAAUGAUACUAACUGAUCGUAAAAAUAGCACGUGUGCUUGGUAAGAAUUUGUGGGAACGUCGUUCACUUUCCCUCGUGCUGUAAAGUCGUUGUGGAAGAGACAGAUAACGGUCCAUUCCUUUAUCUCCUGACGAGGAAGUGGUUUAUAUAUAUAUAUUACGUGGCCUUGAAUUGUUAAUAAGACACGUGUCAGUGACUAUAAUUAACAUAACAAUGCGCGUGUGCGGUGAUCGUGAAUCAGCUAAAUAAAUUACAUAUUUAAACUGUGCUGCGUUAACUGUGCUACAAUAGACGUACUUUUGACAGUGCAAACGAAUCGGUACGAUUCCUCCUACUAAAGUGACUUUCACUUCGAAUUUCGACGCGAAACGUGAAACUUUUAUAGUAUAUCACAGAAAAUGAUAUUCGAACUCUGUAGAAAGAGCGUUUCUAUAGAAUCGUUCAUAUUGGAUUCAGCUUAAUGAGCUUAACAUAAGUUAACAAAGAGUGGCUUUAGCGGGGAUUGAAUCGAAUUUGUUAACUUCACAAGGAUUGAAUAGUGAUCCGACAUGGCACCACCGGAAAGAGAAGAGUGUCAUUAUUCGAUAUUGGGCUCCAAUGCGAACUAUGCGAAUGUAAUAACGCCAAGACGUGAGAGCGUGUGCGAGAAUGUAGAUAAUAAUAAUACCGAUGGCAAAAGCAAUUCUCUUGAGAAUAAACAGGAGUCAGGACAUUAUUCGUCGAACUCCAAAGGAGUGUUUGCCCAGUGCUUGGUAUCAGGAUCAGUUUUAUUGCUGGCAGCCGGAGGAGGAAUGCCAAUUGGCUACAGUGCUAUUUUAUUACCGCAAUUAGCCAAGGAGAAUGGGACUAUGCACGUUGAUUCUGAUCUCGGAUCCUGGAUCGCCUCGGUUCACAGCCUGGCAACCCCUAUAGGCUCUUUAACUUCCGGUCCUCUGUUGGACGCCAUCGGGAGACGCGGUUCCCUGCAAUUCUCAGGUGUACCUCUAUUCUUAGGAUGGUUCUUCAUGGGAUUCGCCAGAAACAUCCCUUGUCUCCUGGUGGGACGAAUUAUAUUAGGGUUCGGCGUUGGUCUCAUGGCUGUCCCAUCUCAGGUCCUCCUAGGUGAGAUGUCGGAUCCAAGACUACGUGGAACUAUGACUGCAGGUGUCCUGGCUUUUUACUGUUUCGGUAUACUCCUGGUCUAUGGAUUGGGAGCUUCUUUCAAUUGGGACAUCGUUGCGUUCUGCAGUGCUGCACUUCCCCUCGCAGCAUUAAUCUCUUUAAUUUUGAUACCCGAGAGCCCCGCUUGGCUGAUUAAGAAAAAGAGAUCUGAGAAAGCUAGGAAAGCUUUGCUAUGGCUCAGAGGCGGGAACGAGAAGCAGGUAGAAAGUGAGAUGUUAAUAAUGGAAGCUAGAGAGAAAGCAGAUCAAGCUCGAACAGCUAUAAACUUAUCCUUUUGCGAACGAAUCACGUCUGCGAUUACGACACUCGGUGAUCCGAGUGUCUUUAAACCAUUAAUGAUAAUCAAUAUCUUUAAUGUUUUUCAAUUAAUGAGCGGGACGUAUAUCGUCGUCUUCUAUGCUGUAGACAUCGUUCACGAUACCUGCGGUGAUAGUAUAAACACGUACUUAGCAGCUGUGAUCACAGCAGCUAUUAGACUCCUAUUCAGUUCAGUUUCGAGUGUUCUGUUAUUGAAAAUGGGCAGGAGGAGUGUAGGUCUGCUUUCAGCUCUUGGAACUUCAAUUACUUCGUUAACUCUCGCGGUGUACAUGAUGAUUAACGAUGAAUCUUCUAUGGACAUUUACGUCGUUGGAAUGUUUUUACUGUUGUACGUGGCCAUUAGUACUAUGGGAUUAAUGAUGCUGCCAGGAUUAAUGAUGGCAGAAUUGCUGCCGUUGAGAGCUCGGGGAAUCGGGGGUGGUUCCAAUUUUUUCCUUUUCAAUUUUUUCAUCUUCGUGAGCACGAAACUUUUCCCUACGGUGAAAGAUGCGAUAGGGAUUAUUGGAGUUUUCUCGAUUUUUGGAACAUCUGCCUUUUUAGAAGCGAUCUUCAUUUACUUGGUUCUACCGGAAACGAAAAAUUGUACUUUACAGGAAAUCGAAGAUUACUUUCAGGUACGUACAUUUUAAAAAAUCUACGAA
This is a messenger RNA of Ceratina calcarata, 2401 nucleotides long. RefSeq names its product facilitated trehalose transporter Tret1. Gene Ontology annotation, biological process: transmembrane transport. Gene Ontology annotation, molecular function: transmembrane transporter activity. The coding region runs from base 830 to 2389 and encodes 519 amino acids. The transcript is spliced from 9 exons. Lineage: Eukaryota; Metazoa; Arthropoda; Insecta; Hymenoptera; Apidae. Gene Ontology annotation, cellular component: membrane. The record is from RefSeq and is a predicted model, not a curated record.